Molecule: messenger RNA, 4588 nt
Organism: Antechinus flavipes (yellow-footed antechinus)
Lineage: Eukaryota; Metazoa; Chordata; Mammalia; Dasyuromorphia; Dasyuridae
Gene: PIK3AP1
Product: phosphoinositide-3-kinase adaptor protein 1
Exons: 17
Coding region: 149-3088 (979 amino acids)
Biological process (GO): signal transduction
Cellular component (GO): cytosol
Molecular function (GO): signaling receptor binding; phosphatidylinositol 3-kinase regulatory subunit binding
Source: RefSeq, a predicted model, not a curated record
CCAAGGGAGAAGGAGUAACUGUCAGCUGGUGCUCAUGUACAUGCCUACCUCUGAAUCCCUUGCCCCCAAUUCCCAAGACAGAAUUGGGGGCCUUAAGGCUUCUCCCUUUCCCACAGCACACCUACAGGCUGUCCUUUAAGUCUUAUGGAUGGGGAGAUUUUGGAGGGCACCCAGGAGGGCUUGUCUCUUUGCGCCCCAAUUGUGGCCUGCCCGAGGAUGGCAUGGGGUGAGGAGGAACUUGGGGACUAUGUGGAAGAGGAGGAAGGGGACUCCUGGUUCGGGCCACAGCUCUCACUUCCCCUACUCAACGGCGUCGAACUCCAGGUGGUGCUGCCAGGCUGCGGAGAGGCAGUUGAGCUGCCCGCUUGGGGCUUCUCCCCCGCCCCACUGGCCCAGCGGCCACAGAGGCCGCCGCCACAGCCGCAGACAGCCCUUAGGGGCGGAGCGGGUCAGUCCCUCCGCCCCCGACGGUUCCGAGGAAGCGCCGCUCCUGCCCAGCCCAGCCCCAAACCAAAUCUGGAGUCCCCGCAACAGAAGCUGGAGCUUCCCGGCCUCUCCCCGGCCUCCUCCCCGGCUGCCUCCCCGGCCUCGGCAGGAUUACAGCAGGUCCCACGGCCCGGGAUGUGAGGGGGGCUCCCCUCCAGCCUCUGCCAUGGCAACCGCAGGAAGCCCCCUGCAAGGGUGUGACAUCCUAAUUGUCCACAGCCCAGAUGCCCAAGAAUGGUGUCAGUACUUGGAGAGUCUCUUCUUUUCAAAUUGGCAAGUUCGCCACCAGCACACCCUGACGUACGAACUGAAACAUGGGGCUGCCAUUUCCACUAAAGACCUGGCCCUCUUCUUCAACAGUCGAUGCAUCAUUAUACUCCUCUCAGUUGAACUAGUUCAGAACUUUUAUGAACCCAACGUCCUCUCCAGCCUUCAGAAAGCUCUGUGCCCUCCCUAUAAGGUGUUAAAGCUGUUCUGUGGGGUGCAAGACUCUGAAGAUUUCUCAAAUUUCUUUAAGGACUGGGCCAGUUGGCAGGAGCUCACUUAUGAAGAUGAGCCUGAAACCUAUGUGGCUGCUGUGAAGAAGGCUUUUUCAGAAGAUUCUGGCUGUGAUUCCAUCACGGACACUGAGGCUGAAGACGAGAAGGUUCCUCUUCCAUCUGAGAAUAUUUCCUUUUCUCAGAAGAACAAUUCCCUGGAGGCCACACCGGAGAACCUGAUGGUGGUGCAGCCAGACCGAAUUCGUUGCGGGGUGAACACAACAGUGUAUGUUAUUGUGAAAUGCAAGCUGGAUAACCAAGUGAAGACAGAAGCUGAAUUCUCUCCGAACAACUCCCCUGCAGUACGUGUGCUUGCCAAGCUGGAGAAUGAAUACACUCUUUCUGUAAAAGCCCCCAACUUAUCUUCAGGAGAUGUUUAUCUGAAGGUUUAUUCAGGUGACCUCAUGGUAUGUGAAGCAACUGUCUGCUAUUAUACUGACAUGGAAGAAAUUGAGAACUUACUGGCUAGUGCAGCCAAUCCCGUGGAGUUCAUGUGCCAGGCUUUUAAAAUUGUGCCCUACAACAUCGAGACCCUUGACAAACUUCUAACUGAAUCUCUCAAGAAAAAUAUUCCUGCAAGUGGACUGCAUCUGUUUGGGAUCAACCAACUGGAAGAAGAGGAUAUGAUGAUCACUCAGCGGGAUGAGGAGCUGCCCACCUUGCUUCAUUUUGCUGCCAAGUAUGGACUGAAAAAUCUCACAGCCCUGCUGCUGACCUGCCCUGGAGCUUUGCAAGCCUACAGUGUGGCCAACAAGCACGGUCACUACCCCAACACCAUUGCUGAAAAGUAUGGUUACAAGGACCUGCGGCAGUUCAUUGAUGAAUAUGUGGAAACUGUGGACAUGCUGAAGAGUCACAUUAAGGAAGAGUUAAUGCAAGGGGAGGAAGACAAAUCCGUGUAUGAGUCAAUGGCCCACCUUUCCACAGACUUGCUAAUGAAAUGUUCCCUCAAUCCCGGCUGCGAUGAGGAGCUGUACGAGUCCAUGGCUACUCUCUCCACAGCAUCCACUGAGGAUCUUUAUGUAGAGAUGCUUCAGUCCAGUACAUCUACCCCAAAAUCAACAGAUCCUUUUCCUACGGCCACCAAAGACUCCAUCAUUCGCAAAUUUUUGGAAGGCAACAGCAUAGGAGAUGCCCCUUUUGAGAAAGACCUUUCCCCUAGUGCUGGGGGUGAAGAAGUCUACCACACAGUAGAUGACGACCUUACCUUUGCCAUGGAUAUGGCCAAAAGACCCCCAGUGCCGGUACCUAGGCCAGACACCAGUCUUCAUGUCAACUAUCAGAUGUCCCAGAGUGAAUCCUAUAUUUCUAAAGUAUUUACAGAUAAAAGUCAAGAGCGGCCUGGAAAUUUGUAUAUUUCUAAUGAGCACAUCAGAAAAGAGACCCUGGUCAGGCCACGAAAGGAUAGACCCCAGUCAAGCAUCUAUGAUCCAUUUGCUGGCAUGAAAACUCCUGGCCAGAGACAGCUCAUCACCUUACAGGAACAAGUGAAGCUGGGCAUCGUUAAUGUGGACGAGGCUGUUCUCCAUUUCAAGGAGUGGCAGCUGAAUCAGAAGAAGAGAUCAGAGUCCUUUCGCUUUCAGCAGGAAAAUCUUAAACGGUUACGAGACAGCAUUACUCGGAGACAACAAGAGAAGCAAAAAUCCGGGAAACAAUCAGACUUAGAGAUCACAGUUCCUAUUAGACACAAUCAGCAAUUACCUGGAAAAGUAGAGUAUGGAAUCUAUGAAAGUGGCCCCAGGAAGAGCAUCGUGCCACCAAAAAACAUAAUACGCCGAGGAGACUGGAAAACAGAAAGUGCUUCGAGUACAUCAAGUAGCAAUAGUAACCGAUCCAGCACCCGAAGUGUGCUCAGUGUUAGCAGUGGUAUGGAAGGUGACAAUGAGGACAAUGAGUUCCCAGAAGUUAUCAGAAGCCGUAGCCCAGGUCCCCAGCCCAUGGAGAAACCCCCCAUCAAGCCAAUGGAAAGGCCUCCCAGGAUACCUCCUCGAGCUGCCUCUCAGAGACCUCCUAGCAGAGAGAAUUUCCAUCCACCUCCACCAGUUCCACCAAGAGGUCGCUGACUCCUCUCUACUAUCUUCUUUAUAAAAGACUUUGGAAGAAAAGCAAGUGAUUUCCAGCUCCUUAAUGAUGUCAUCACUGAUUUAAUGUUGGACUGUACUCUGAGAUUUCUCCUGGCCUUAAGAUGUAUUCCAUAGUCAGACUGUCUCUGAAGGGACUCCUUAGCUGCCAAAGACUGAGAAGGAAGGAACUUCAUUUCCUCUUAAACAAGCUGAGUGAGCAGUUCCUUGUUCCCUAGAAGACAGAAGACUUGGUUGGAAUACAUGCUUUUCACUAGGAGGUCUAAAAAAAACACCCUAAGAAUAUUCAUAAAAAUGCGGUUUUAAAUUUUAUUUUACUGACAUGUUCUUUUCAUACAUCUUCAGAAUAUUCAUACAUAAAAAGAGUUGCUAAGGAAGGAUUACAUCAAGCGAGAAUAUUCUGCACAUAAAUCUCAAGGGUUUGAAUUUCUAAUUAUCCAUUUGCUUUUAAAAAACAAUACUAUUCAGUGAACAUUUGAGUUAUAUUAGGGAAUCUAUGAACCAAGAGUAGUAGGACUUAUUAAUAAUAAUAGUGAUAAUAGCUAGGAUUUACAUAGCGCUUUAAGUUUUACAAAACAUUUUACAAUUAUCUCAUUUUAUUUUCAUAACAAUCCUGGGAGGGAGGUACUAUAUUAUUCCUAUUUUACAGAUGAGCAAAGAGAGGCAGACAGAAUCUACUCAGGGUCAAAUUUGAACUCCAGUCUUUGGGAUUUUGGGUCCAGUGCUCUAUCCACUGCACCACUUACCUGCAGAAAUGCCACUCAAUACUCUGAGUCUUAGAGAUGGGAGAGUAUCCUUGACUUCUCUGCCAUUUUCAAGCCAGAAAUGGUAGAAGAGAUCCCACAGUAAGUUUGGGUUUCUCUGUUUGCUUUCACUAUUACUGAAUUGAGCAAGAUAUCACCUUCUAUGGGAGAAGGAAAAUUGUUUUAUAUUGGGGGGGGAAUAAAAGCAUUAGGGAUUUUUUUUGCUUAUUAAUAAUGAUGGUGAUGAUAACUGACAACUAUAUAGCACUUUAUGUUUGCCAAAAGCUUUUCAUGCACUAUCUUGUGGGCCUCCCAACAACCCUGUGAGGUAAAACUACAAGUAUUACUAUUCCUAUUUUCCAGAGGAGCAAACAAAGUUUUAGAGAUCAGUGACAUGGUCACAUGACUAAUGAGUGACAGAGGUGGGGAACUGGAUGCAGGUUUAAGCAUGUUCCUAUUCUACACUUCCCAGUCAUAUAUUUCCAUCUCAAAGUAAGCAAAUUUGAGCAUCUUACUUUAUUUAAAUAGAGAAUAUAAAUCAAUAUUCUCUCUCCCUAUCCCCCACUUUGCACAUUCUUAUAAGCCAUAUUAGAGUUAUUUUAGGCUUAGAAAUCUCAUCCUGUUCCUUGAACUCUAAACCUCUUAUUUUGGGCUCUGUCAAUUUCUUUUUAACUUUGUUCCUUCCCCUAUUCAUGUUCAUAUAUCCAAAUAACAAUAGUAUUAAAAUUCUGAACAAUUA